AUGGCGGGGGCAGGAGGCGCCAUCGUGCCGGGGCUCCUGGUGGGCAGGAGGCGGGUCCCAAAGGCUUGUGGCCCGCAGCUGCUCCCAGAAGGCCGCGGGGCUGCUCCAUUCGUUCUUGCGGCCACGGCAGGCUUUGGGCCGGCUCUAGGGGACGAGGGACGGGAAGACGGGGAGCUGCCUCGCGCACAAGGGACCCAGAGGGAAACGCGCUGCGGGGGCUCCUCUGGGCGUCCCCGAGACCCGGCUUCGAAUCCUGCCUCGGCGGCCAUCACCCCCCUGGGCCUCUGGGUGCCAGCUUGGGGCAAGCUGGGCGAGGCCCCGGGGGAUCCCCAGAACUGGGGCCUGCCAGGCAGGAUUAAAGGGCGCCCAGGCCACGAGGUGGGCCUGCUUGCCACCCACAUUUCUUAUGAGCCCGAGCUGGGCCCCGGGGGCUCAGGGGGGUGCCAGGGGCCACCGCACAGGCCGAGAGAGCCCCAGGAGUCCGGGGAGGAGGAGGGCUGUGCCCAGAGGCGCCAGGUGGAAGGGAUGUCCCGGCCUGGCCGACGGCCCGUGCCAACGGGUGCAGGGAGGGGUCUGGGCCGUGAGCACGGACGGCCUUCCUGCGGGCACUUCUGCCCUCGCUCUGUGCCUCGGCCCAAGGAGCCUCCCCCGGCCGUCUGGGCGGCCCCUCCGCCGCCUCGAGCCCCUCCUGCUUCCCGCCCCGAGUCUGGGGAUCUGCGGGGGGCUCCGCCGCCAGCGUCGGCCGCUUUGGCUUCUCCGUGGGAGGCAGCAGGGCCUUUCCGAGCCUCAGUGCCCUCGUCUGCAGAAUGGGCACAGGCCGUCUCCCAGGACCCGGGAGCCAUCUGGAAGGGGCCGGGCGGGGGCCGGGCAGCUGGCAGGGACUUCUCCGCCCCCCCCGCCCCCCACUUUGUCUCUGUGUCUCAGGUGACCAGUGGAGGAGGAGCCUGCGGCCCGGUGCUGGCUGAGGGGAGCUGA
Messenger RNA from Gracilinanus agilis (Agile Gracile Mouse Opossum), 975 nucleotides. RefSeq names its product basic salivary proline-rich protein 2-like. The coding region runs from base 1 to 975 and encodes 324 amino acids. The transcript is spliced from 4 exons. The record is from RefSeq and is a predicted model, not a curated record. Lineage: Eukaryota; Metazoa; Chordata; Mammalia; Didelphimorphia; Didelphidae.